Molecule: messenger RNA, 1261 nt
Organism: Homarus americanus (American lobster)
Lineage: Eukaryota; Metazoa; Arthropoda; Malacostraca; Decapoda; Nephropidae
Product: beta-ureidopropionase-like
Exons: 10
Coding region: 71-1228 (385 amino acids)
Molecular function (GO): beta-ureidopropionase activity
Source: RefSeq, a predicted model, not a curated record
GAUCAACAAGUUGUGGAGGAGACGUGAAGCUGCACCCAUCCUCCCUCUCACUGAGAUCAAGUUAAGAGUCAUGGCGGGCGAGAUGGUGAGUUUGGAACAGUGUUUGGAGAAGUACGUCCCAGAACGAGAGUUGAAAGAGAUCACCAGAAUCCUCUACGGCCGAGAACUCCCUGACAUCAAGAUCUCAGAGAAGGCUGAACAACUGUCUCAAAGACACAACUUCGAGGUUAAGGCGUAUCAGAUAUGUGCCGCCAAGGAAGAACUGACUUCUCCCAGAAUUGUACGUGUUGGUGUGAUUCAGAACUCCAUCGCUGCGGAGACGACGGCUCCAGUAAGUGAGCAGCGCGCUGCACUGCAUGAGAAGAUAACCCACAUGACGGAGGCCGCAGCUCUGUGUGGGGUCAACAUUUUGUGCUACCAGGAGGCGUGGACCAUGCCAUUUGCCUUCUGUACCCGGGAGAAGCAGCCGUGGUGUGAAUUUGCUGAAAGUGCCGAGUCUGGACCAACAACUCAACUGUGUCAGGAGCUGGCACGGAAACACAACAUGGUAAUUGUGUCGCCAAUACUGGAGAGAGACAGCAUUCACGGAGACACACUGUGGAACACUGCCGUGGUCGUGAGCAACACUGGCUAUUACCUGGGCAAGAGUCGCAAGAACCACAUCCCCAGGGUGGGCGACUUUAACGAGUCCACGUACUAUAUGGAGGGAGACACAGGCCAUGUUGUCUUCCAGACUCAGUUUGGCCGCAUCGCCGUCAACAUCUGUUAUGGGCGGCAUCAUCCCCAGAACUGGAUGAUGUAUGGCAUAAAUGGAGCUGAAAUUGUCUUCAAUCCCUCUGCUACUGUUGGAGGCCUCAGUGAGCCCAUGUGGGGUAUCGAGGCCAGGAACGCAGCCAUUGCGAACAGUUACUUCACGUGUGCCAUUAACCGUGUUGGCACCGAGACCUUCCCCAAUGAGUUCACCUCAGCUGAUGGUAAACCGGCUCAUAAGGACUUUGGUCAUUUCUACGGGUCGUCAUAUGUGGCGGCUCCUGAUGGUUCUCGAACUCCAAGUCUGUCCAGGACCCAUGAUGGACUUCUGGUCUGUGAUUUGGACUUGAAUCUCUGCCGACAAGUCAAAGACCGCUGGGGCUUUAGGAUGACACAGCGGCUGGACCUGUACGCUGCCUCCUUGUCCGCUGCGAUACAACCAGAGUAUCAGCCUCCAGUGGUGAAGGACAUGUGCUGAAUCUUUAUUUUUUUUUUAAAUAUGAACGAGGCA